CACUUGUUGUUAAGUGUCAAAAAAUCCGAUUGACAUUUUGAUAAAUUCGAGUCAAUUUGAAAAUUUCCAAAAACCCUGCAACGAAUAAUAAUUUGCAAUUUUCAAACGACUGUAAAAAGUAUUUCAUAAAUAAAAGCAUCUAAUUUAUUGAAACAAAUUAACCACUUACCAAUGGGUGCAGGAAAUUCUACGCCGCAAACGGCGCACAUCAUCAAUCCAGUGCGUGCCAGCGCCAUACACGUCACACCGAGCGUUAUAAAUCGCCUGGAAAGUGCCAAGCAACAAAUCGCCGAAGUUGCAGUGCCGGCACCAACAAAAGACGAACCCAUACAUUGUGCACGCUGUUGCACCUGCGGCUUCUUCAAGGGCAAAGACAAAGAGGCCAGCUUGUUGGCGAUGAAAUCACAUGAAUUGCAGGAGGCGCAAUAUGUGAAAACUUUGGAGAAAUUAGAAGCCAUGCUGGGCAAACCCGUACGCUUUGCUGAAGUGCACAGCGAGAACCUGAAGAAAUUGGAGCACAAACUGUUGAAAUGCUAUGCCGACAACCCACGCCAGCCGCUGGUGUGCGCCGAUGCAGCGAAGGAAUAUCAGAAUUUCGUUUUUAAGCAGCAAUUCGAUUCUAUACUUAAUGCCAAACGUAUAACAACACAGAAACACUAAUAAACUUGCAUUUUCACUUAAUUAUACACCACUUAAUAACCGAUUUACCGAAUUUAAUUGUUUCGCGACGGAAUAAACGCACUUAUACGCGGAAAUCACAGUUUUAGGCGCGAGCAACUGACUUUUCUAGCUUAUGCGAUGACGGAUGUGAAAGGUGCAGUGGCAAUCAAACUGUGCUGUGCUUUAUUUACCAAAGCUGUCAAUAUGUAAAGUUUGGUCAAUUCAAUUGUGGUUUAUGACAUCAAUUUUAUUGCACAAUAUUUUUGAAAUUAAAUAUUUGAUUUAAUUU
Messenger RNA from Bactrocera dorsalis (oriental fruit fly), 949 nucleotides. RefSeq lists its product as uncharacterized. The record is from RefSeq and is a predicted model, not a curated record. Bases 172 to 660 code for a protein of 162 amino acids. The transcript has a single exon. Lineage: Eukaryota; Metazoa; Arthropoda; Insecta; Diptera; Tephritidae.